Messenger RNA from Diorhabda carinulata, 13049 nucleotides. RefSeq names its product la-related protein 1B (gene larp). Bases 339 to 3635 code for a protein of 1098 amino acids. Gene Ontology annotation, molecular function: RNA cap binding. Lineage: Eukaryota; Metazoa; Arthropoda; Insecta; Coleoptera; Chrysomelidae. Gene Ontology annotation, biological process: mRNA stabilization; positive regulation of translation. The transcript has 13 exons. Gene Ontology annotation, cellular component: cytoplasmic stress granule; cytosol. The record is from RefSeq and is a predicted model, not a curated record.
AUGAUUGAUUUGACGUUCUGUGUGCAGUGAACCUGUGAGCUUAGAUCUAUACUUGAGGGUACUGUACGAGCUUUAAUUUUACUUUGAAAUUCUUAAAAUUAUAAAAUAUAUUAAUUUAACUUUUCGGUGACGAAGAAAAAAAGUGGCAUAAGUUACAUAAUAAUAAUAGAUGUCCUGACGUUCAUGUGUAGUGUUGUGACGGAGUACAAUUUCAAGUGUGUGUAGAUAGAUACCAUGCUUUACUAAACCAACAUGGUUACAGUUACACUCCAUAUUGUUCCAACAGACUUUAUUUUCUAUUAAAAUCGUUAGUGCUCAAUUAGAAUAGAAAAAUUGCGAUGGAUACACGUGUGUCUCCCACACCAGUAAAUCCUCAAGAUGACACCAAAGAGGCAGGGGCAUCUUACGCACAUGCCGUCUUGAACUUUAAACAGCCCACUAACAACACUAACAAUAAUAAUAACAAAGAGAAUAUCGAAGAACCACCGAAACAAAUGAAUAAUGUUGAGGUAAAAGCAGCUGACAUUUCAAAACAACCUGAAGAGCCCAAACAAAUUGCUGAAGAUGAAGAAUCAUUUACGCCAGUUUUAAGUCACAGCCGUAAAGACCGAAAAAACGACAAAAUGAAAAAGAAACUAGCAGCAACAACUGAAAAAAUUAACAAGAGUGAUCACACAAAUAGAGAAAAAGCAAAAGAACCACGUCCUAAAGAAAAACGUGAUGAGAAAGAAUCCUCGACAGUUAAAGAACUCAAUGAUGAACAAAGUGAUUCUAAAAAAGUUUUUGUUGAAGCUCCCAUUCCCAAAGUUAACCCUUGGCAAGUCAAAGUUGCUACAACCAAACAAAAAGAUGCGAAUACACAACCUGAAAAGAGAGUUCUGCAGCCUAAGAAGCAAGAAGUUACUGUUAAUGGAUCAGAAGGUUCUGGAGUGGUUAAGGCUCCCAAAGAUAAAAGAAAGUAUAACCAAAAGGCUAGUGAUUUUACUGAUAUAGAUUGGCCCAGCUUAGGAACCAAUGGUACAGAGCCUCGAAAGUGUUUGGGUCAAGGAGCAGCUGAAUCAGCAACUUCUGUCGUAGCUUCAACUUCCAAAGAUAAGCAAGUGACACCCCAAACAUCCGAAGAAGGUGAAGAUAAACGAAAACAAAUGAAGCACAAAUGGGUGCCACUCGAUAUAGACUUAACAAAAACAAAUAAAUACGAUCGAAGACGUAGCGAACGAGCAGGAGACGAAAGAUCGACAGUAAGUGAAGGUGAUAAAGACUGGCGAGCGGAAAGAGAACUGAACGGUCACCCACAAAACGGACGACACUCGAGACCUGCACCUGGAAAUCGACAUCGUAAUGACAGGAACAGAGGGGGUAGGAGGGGAGUUCACAAUAGGCAUAAUAAUAGAGGUCAUAAUAACCUGGAUUAUUUAGAUUAUCAUUCUCACGAUUUCCAAGGAAAGAUGGGUGAUUUAAUAGAUGGACAAGCUUUUAUGCCUUACAUGGGAACCUACUACUUUAAUAGCAACAGCUAUCUUAGUUUAGAUGGGCCCACUGUCAAGGAAUAUAUUCGUAAUCAAAUAGAAUAUUACUUCAGUGAAGAUAACUUGAACAGAGAUUUUUUCUUGAGAAGAAAAAUGGACGCCGAAGGUUAUCUACCAGUUACCCUCAUAGCUUCUUUCCAUAGAGUUCAAGCUUUAACAAACAAUGUAGCUCUAAUUAUUGAGGCAAUUAGUUCAUCUGAUGAACUUGAGUUGACUGCAGGUUUUAAGGUGAGACCAAAGAAGGACCCACUGAAAUGGCCGAUACUUGAUGAGGGAAAUGAGAAAAAAGAAGAAAUUAUCGCUAAAUUAGUUCCUCCGCCGCCACUACCAAAAACUCUAAGAGAAAGACAACUCGAUAAUCUCAAUCCCGACGUAGCAGAAUUUGUCCCCUCGGAUGUAGAACAAAAGAACCAAAAAGUAAAUAUGGUAAAUGGAAAUAGAAAUCCAGAAUAUGCUCAAAACGAAAAAACUAAAAACGAACAAGAAGAUGAUGAGAAUUGGAGGCAGGUGAAAAGAAAAAAUAAGGAAAAUAAAGUGAAAAAGGAAACAAAAGUGAAAUCGUUUGAACGAGAAGAGCUCGAUUUUCACUUUGACGAAGAACUAGAUCAAGAAGUUCCUACAGGACGACAAAAUACGUUUAACGAAUGGCCUAUAGAGGAAGACAGUGACGAAGUCAGCGAUAGAGAUGUUAAUAAAUUGCUUAUAGUUACUCAAAAUACAACUUCUAGAGCACCAAAACAUGAAGGGUAUGACAGAACUGGUGAUUGGAUGACUCGCGUUAAGAUGAGUCAAGAUUUAAUUCAAGCUAUAAACGAUGGAUUAUUUUAUUACGAAGAAGAUUUGUGGACUGAUCAAGACUAUGAAAGGAACUCACUCGAGAGUUACAAGACUGUCAAUGUUAUUAGUCAAGAAGAUUUUAAAAAAAUGGCGCCUCCAGCUCCUAAAAAACAGAACCAACAAGUGCCACCUCCACCUCCUCCAGUCAUUGAUACAGUUGAAGUGCCUGCAAGACAACAACAAUCACAACCCACUACUAGUACUAAUAAUAGGAGAAGAACAAAUAAAAAUCCACGAAGGAAUGUUCCAAGAUUCUAUGCAGUUGUUAAAGAUGAAAGACCAGAUCCAAGUACUCCAAGAAAACGAAAAACGAGACACUCAAGUAAUCCUCCAGUCGAGCAUCACGUCGGAUGGAUUAUGGAUGUUAAGGAACAUCGCUUACGUACAACAUCUACAGGAAGUAGCUAUGGUACUAGUCCUAAUGACGGGCAUCUAGGUACAAGCUAUGGUAGUGUUCCACAAGCUUUACCCACCUUCCAACAUCCAUCACAUUCUUUGUUGAAGGAAAACAACUUCACACAACAAGGGUACCACAGAUUCCGACAAAAAUGUUUAAAAGAACGAAAACGUUUUGGAAUCGGGCAAUCCAACGAAAUGAACACUCUUUUCCGUUUCUGGUCAUUCUUCUUAAGAGAAAACUUCAACCGCACAAUGUACAACGAAUUCAAAACUUUGGCUAUUGAAGAUGCCGAACAAGGCUACCGUUAUGGUCUUGAAUGCCUCUUCCGAUUUUUCUCUUACGGCUUAGAAGUUAAAUUUAGACCACAUCUUUAUGAAGAUUUUCAACAAGAAACGAUAAAGGACUACGAAAACGGACAACUGUAUGGACUGGAAAAAUUCUGGGCGUUCUUAAAAUACUACAAUUAUGGUAGUCAUCUCACUGUUGCACCUACGUUGCAAAAGUACCUCUCCAAGUUUAAGACUAUCGAAGAUUUCAGGGUUGUAGAGCCAAGAAUUGACGAAAUUUUAAAAUCGCAUCAGGGCAAGGGACAAUACAAAAAUAUCAAACGAAACAGAAGUGUUUCGGAAAGUCAAUCAGCUAUGCCUAGUACUUCUAGAGAAGACAGACGUCCAUCUAAUAGCAAUCAAAGGAAUGAAAAUAUGUAUCCUCAACCUGGUACUAGUGCUCCUGCUGAUUCAGGCUUUAAAUAUGCUAGAUCUCGUACUCAAUCGUUUGGCUCUGGACGUAUCCGUAAUAAUAGUGCCCAUCAACGUACUGAUUCUUGGAGACAAAAAGAUAUUAGGAAUGAGCCUAAGGCUACUUUGUAAAAGUCUGCCUGAGCAUGGUGGAGUAUCUGGCCUGAUGUGAUCUACCAAUAUGAUAGAUUAAAUUUUAAAUUUAGGUUUGAUUUCCAAAAAUAAAAAAAAAUAAUUUGGGUACUUUAAGAACUAUAUUUAAGUCGUGAAAUUGAAAGCUGAAGCUAUUGGAAGUGUAUUGUGUAUCAGUGCCAUUACCUUGAAAUAUUUUACAAUUUUAUAGUUUUUCGUACUUUUUCGACAAACAUCAUGAAUAGAGUGAAAUCAAACAGAAAUAUUAAAUACUAGUGGCUCUAAAAACCGUAUCGGUUGAUUUAACUAAUUAUUGAAUUUUUUAAUAACUGCCUAAAAUUUGAUCUUGAGAGUAAAACUAAUUUGUAAAUAGCUCCCAUUUAUCUGGAAUUGUCAGUUUUGUACUCUAUUCAUAUAAUUUUCAUUCGUAGUUUUUUUAUUACGUAAUCAUAGCUUCUAAUCUUAAAAAAAAGCAUUUGGUGGUUGUAUAUAUAGCCUUAUUCGAGAAAAAUUACUAAUUUGGAUUUGCGAACAUCUUUUAUACACUAAUGUUUUUGAAAAUACCCAAAUUUGUCUUUAAAAAUAUGUGUUCAUACAUCUAAUAAUACUAAAUCAGUUGUAGUUUCAGGAAACACAAGAACUCCGCAUCUCAAUCUUCAUAUAAAGACCCGAGGUCGAUUUGCUUAUUCAAGUUCAUUGUUAUAUGUUCACAACCAAAAAUUCGAAGUAUCAAACGGAAGACACUAACUACUACCACUACAAUGAUACUAACAAUUUCAUUAUCUGAUUCUUCAAGCCAUGUGCCAUCGAUUAUGGAAGGCUCGAAGGACCAGACAGUGUAUGUGUAAGUAGUGGUUGUAUAAAGUGUACAUUGAAGAUAAAAAAAUUACUUUUAUAAUGAUGAAUCAUAUACAAAACAAAACUUAGAUUUUCCCAAAUCUUCGUUAUCUCUAUUUGCUCCUUAUUAUUUCAGUUUUAAAUAAAAGUUAUAACAUUUUGUUGUUUAGAAUAAAUACAAGUUGUCUCAAUAAAAAGCUAACAUUUAAAAAAACAAUUUCAAUAAAAGUAAGAAGUUUAUUGAAUGUUUAUUAGAUAUUUAAAUGCAUUGCUUGGUAAUUUAUUUCUUGAAUAUAACAUCGUCAAAAUAUAAACCGUGGUCCUCACGGUUUUCAUUUAAUCAAACACUAAAAUUGCCUCUGCCAGCUCCGCAGAUAUUCUCCUUGAUAUUUUCUUUUAAUUGUACCAGGGAAGUCAGUUUGUUAGUGCAAAUUUGGAUUUAACAUAACCCCCUCAGGAUAAAGUCCAUAAGUGUUGAAUCGGGACUGUGUAGAGGCCAACUUAAGUUACUUCUCCUGGAGAUCAAUUUCCCAAGACGUAUGUGAAGUUUCUCCGUUCUACAGGAACCAUGUUCUUUAGUUAUAACCAUUAAAGUUUUGUAGUUCAAACACGAAGAAGUCGUCUAACAUCUGCACAUAACGCUCUGAAUUCACUGUAACUGUGCGCUCUUUUUCAUUUUCAAAAAAGUAAGGCUUAAGCGCUGAUAUUGUAGCCUAUAUGGUCACUUUAGUCGCAUGUAGAGGUUUCUUUGAGUUUAAGAGAGUUCUUUGGAUUGGUUUCACUCCAGUAGCUUCAUCCAAAAACAAAAUGUUUAAAAGCGCACAAUCAUCUGGUUUAUGAAGUCAAUCCUCUGACCAGCAUCCUGAGGCUUUUAAUUCUUGUAUCAACUGCAUUUUUUAAGGUACAUAGCGACUAAAUUCCCAAGUCACUGAUUGACACCUCCUGCGUUCCUGAAAUGACAUUUCUCUUGGGACACCUUGUAUUUAUUUGGCUUUGAAUUGAUAAAUAAAUCUCUGAAUAUAUAUUUUUUUCAAUCUGUUGAGUCAAAAAAAUAAUAAAAAUUCUUUUCAAAUUUUGUGGUAGGUACAUAUGUGAAUAAAUUACAUUUUUUGAAAGAAUUUGCAACAUCAUUUUAGCUAACAUUGUAGUUAUUUUAUUAACUAUGUAAAGGAUUUCAGCCUCAAUUAAGGUUCCAGUACAAACCAUUCCUUCAUCACAUGUUACAUACGGAUAAAUCAUGAUCUGUAUGUUCGGAAGCUAACCUGGAUCACGUUCGGAAACUGAUCGAGUUAAUAGGUUUGUAGUUAUAUCAAACGACCCUUUACACCCUGGUAGACCAGUGGGUAAAUGCGACAAUUUGACUGGUUGUUUCAUUUGUCUAUGGUUUUUUGAACUCUUAAAAGUUAAUCAUUCCCCUUGAAUGGCUGUCUACUGUUAACUCUCAUUAGCAUUGUCAUCGAUAGGUUUCUGAAGUUUGCCGUUUUUAUACAUUUCGGUAUUUUAGUAUAAAAACAUCUUAUCAGUAUUAUACUCUAGUGCAAAAUCCGUGUGACGCACAAAAAAGUUUUUGUAGAUCAGUUUGUAAAUUUGAAAUUGUGAUAAAAAUCAAAAGUUUUGUGCAUCAAGUUUUUAAAUUUGAAAUUUUCAUCGACAAUUGAACGUGACGUUCGGAAACUCAUCUAAAUCUACCUAAACCUAAGAAGUCUAUAUUCGAUCCAAGAUUUUCUUGUAAAGCUUUUUGUACCAUCGAAAAAUCCACAGCUUUCGAAGCAGUUUAAAUUGUAGUUUUAGGCUUCCACAAGCUUUGUCUCCCUUCCUAAUUUCUUGUAAAACGUCCGUUCAAAGGUUUUAAAGUUUAUUAUUCCUUGAUUAGAUGUGUGAAAAUUUAACUUUCAUAGUUUUCAAUGGUGGAUUUAGGUUAUGUUUAUUUACAUUAACAAUUACACCGUCUGGUACACGUUUCAAUAAGUUUUCCCUGAAGGUGAACUAAACUAUAGUUUACUUUGAGUUUGGGGAAUUCCAAGUAAAAAGUCUUAUUACUUCGAUUUAAAGUAUUUAAGUGUUUAUCAGAAUGGAACGUUAUUUUUUUGACUUGAUAAGGUUUAAGUUAUAGAGAUUCCACUGUAGUUAAUAAACUUUUGGAGAUAUAAAAAGUAAUACUAUCAAAAUUUCGAGCGCCGUUAUUUAAACCUAUAAUAUUAUAAAUAAUCUGCAAAAUAUCAGUUUUUGAAGGAAUUAGAAGCGAUUAUGUUAUUACAACAACCGUGUUAUAUAAUGAAUAGACAUAUUAGCUCAUUCAUAAAUCUGGGGAAUUUGAAAAUUUCAUUUAUAAUUAUAUUUUGAACAAUUCAGCUGGUUUUAACUUUAUGUAUCACCUAAUGUCUAGAUUGACCAGACUAUAAUUUAUGUAGAAUUAAUGUAAUCAAUAUAAAAUAUAAAAAAAUUGUCAAACUAAUUACUACACAUUCCGAAACUUUGAAACUUUACGUUAGAAAUUAUUUUUUGUGCAAAGUGCUAUAAAUUAUUAUAAAAGUAUUUCGUCAUUGUACGCUUUCCUGAAAAAACACCCUUACGAUUUUUCCUAACCUUGUGUAUCUUUCACUCUUACUCCAAAUAUUAUAGUAUCUUAUAGAAUUGCGUAGUACACGUGGAAUAACUGUCAUCCAAUUCCAAAAACACUUUUUUCUUUUAUGGAUGGAUUAUCAAUUCGUAACAUAGAUGUGAUGUCGCUGGCAAAAAAACUGUAUUUUUCUUAGUAAAAUUUUCUAAUAUGGUAAUAGUUUAUCCCGUUUUUUGUCUGCUCACCCUUUUAUUCGUAAUGCAAAUAAGUAUUUUCAUACCAUACCAGAAAAUUCAGAAUUACUCCUCGUUAUCUGUUUUUGUUUUCUUUAUAGUUUUUCAUUUGUCUUGGCUGCGUAAAAUAUUUUGGUUUUGAAAAAGCUUAGAGAUCUAUCUAACCAAAUUAUAAAGCCUCUCCUCCUUUCAAAAUUAUAAGACAUUUUAAUGCACAUAAUCACGCUCAUAGAACCAAUAUACAAGUCUCGGAAACUUCCAUCCCGAUAUGGUAAUCUUUAAAGUAUGAUAUCCACAAGUUAAUUUUCUUACGGAAACUCUGAUAUUAUCUUGAUAUUCUUACCAUUAUUCCUACUCUUUUUUUGAGUAAAAAUUCUUUUUGGAAGAUUCAGUUAUGGUAUUCCAUCUUCAUAUUCGACUAUAGCACGGUAGAUGUUUCUGUGUAAAAUAUUUUGGUUUAAAAAAAUUAGAGAUCUAUGCAACCAAAUUAUAAAGUCUUUUCUUCUUUCCAAUUUAUAAGACAUUUGGAUGCAACUGGUACAUAAUCACGCUCAUAGGACCAAUACAUAAGUCUCCAUCGUUUUUAGUAUUUUUGUUCAUUUCUUGCGAAUUCCCCCGAUAUGGUAAUAAUAGAAAAUCUUUUUCGGAGAUUUAGACAUGAUAUUCUUCCUUCACAUUUGGCUAUAGCACGGUAGAUGCUUCUGCGUAAAAUAUUUUGGGUUAGUUGAUAUAUUUUAUACGAGAAAUAUCUUUUUAAAAACAAAAUUCAUUUAAUGUAAAAUAAAAGUUUAUAGAUUCAAAGUUACAAACAGAAUGAAUAAUAAUAAUGGUUCUUUUAUCUUUAAAGCUGCCACAGAUAUUUUUAUAUAAUGUGAGCAAAAUAAUUUCACAUAAUUGGUUUGAAAAAAGCUUAGAGCUCAACCAAAUUAUAAAGCCUCUUGUUCUUUCCAACUUAUUAGACAUUUUAAUGCAUCUGACAUAAAAACGAACUUGUUUAAUUUAAGUCAAGAAAAUGAAAAAUUUUCUGCUUAUUAAGCCAUUUUGAUAUUGUAGUUUGUGCCAAAAUUAUUACGUUAUAUAUAACAUUACUUUUGAUUGUUUUUUUAUGUGGAUUGUUGAUGUUUUAGAUAAAUAAAAUAAUUUUUAAAAAAGAAAAUGUUUGAACACUAUAUUUAUAGAAUUAGUAAUAGUAUUUUCGGGUAUAUUGCGUAAAUAAUAUAUUUUGAAUCGAGUAUAAAGCACUUCAUUUCAUAUUCUAUCGAUUGCCUGUAGUUGGUGUCUUCUUUACACUUUAUAAUAAUAAAUAAUCAUAUUUCAUGAAAUAUUUUUUCGUUACUAAAGAAAUUCGUACAUCACCAUUUUUUACUACAAAUUACCAGCAUUUAGGAUUCAAUAAUUUCAUUUUAGGAAAAGUAAAAAAAUAUAAAAAUUUUAUUUAAAACAAAAACGAAUCUAUUAUGUACUAUGUGUAUAUAAGUUUUGUAACUAAAUUAAUAUCAUAUUCGCUUCUGUUCGUUCCAUUCGAGUAGAAUUUUUUACUUACUGACAAUUUUAAGAUGUGUGAGUUUUUCGCAGUUUCCUCCUUAGGUACAAGUUUUUAUUUAGUGAAUUGUGUUUUUGUUAUUGUUUUUGUUGAACUCCGUUAAUGUCAAUUAUGAUGAUUUUGUAAUUUCGUUCUAUUUGAAGAUUGUUUUAGUUGUUUUCUUAACUUUAUUUGCUAUUAUUAAGUAUAUAUUUUCUAGUUAUUAUGCGCCCAUUAUCCGUUUAUUUUUCAACGCUGUUCCUUAUCGGAUAAUGUCGUAAACCCAUUUUUUGAAGACAAAUUUGUUACAUUUAAGAAUAAUUAAUUAACUAGAACCAACCUUCAAUGGCACAUCGUGCAGUUUUAAUUUCGUAGUUCGGAUACCUUCGAUUAUAAAUUAGGUUUUUGAUAAAAGAGUCCUUACUGAUUACAAUUUUGAAAUGAUCUUCAAGUUGAAUUAUUUUCAUUUGUCAAUUAUUUUACACAAUUAUUUUGUAUUGGGUUUAUAUUUACUAUUCUGUAAAUUAUAUUGAACGUCAAUACUUUUAUUUCAGUAAGUCUAGAAAUUCCAGUCAAGUUGGAACGGUCUUAUUUUAGCUAAUAUAAAUAUCGUAAGUAAUUGCAACAUAGCCGAUAAUAGAACACUAAACUUCUUCUAAAAAUUCCAAAAAUAUUGCUUUUUGUUUAUAUAUAUAUAUAUAUAUAUUAUAUAAGUCAAAAUUACAUAUAUACAGUAUAUCUAAUGUCAAUGUGAAGAGAUAUUUUUAAUACCAUUUAUGGCGUACAAUAUGCGGGCGGUUUAAAUAUGGACAAACCCUCCGAGAAAUUUAUUUAUUAUCGAAAAUAUUAACAAAAAUCUUCAGUUUUUCUUGGUAAUUCUUCUCAUUACCUAUUCCACUCCGGAAGCUUUUUUAUGCCGGUAUAGAAACAUUCAUUGCCAUAUGCGAACAAACUCCUCUUUCUCGUUAUCGGUGUUAAAUUUUCGACCUCCGAUGGCUUCUUUAAAUAGUCCAAAUAUGUGCUAGUCUGAGGGCGGAAGGGAUGUUCUCAUAUCUCCUAACCAAGUUUUGAUAUUGUAUCGAGCGUGAAAAGGGCGUUAUCUUAAAAGAUAAUCGCAAUUCGUACUGGAAUGUUACCCCGUUUCGAGCGUGUGUUUCGGAAGGUUGGAGUAGUAUGCAGCAUUUAUGGAACGUUCUAUAGUGAAAAUUCGCAUUCCUCCCCGCUUCGUAUUGUUUCGUAUUUUUGAUCGAAGCUUAGGAAUCCAUCGCGUUAUUUUGCGAUAAUGAAGGUGUUCGUGGAUGGUAGACUCUAGUUGUUUUAAUGAUUUUUUCAACAAUUCCAAAAGCGUUAUUGGUAACUAAUGUUAUAUGAGUAGAGAAAAGAAACAACGUUGUUUGCUCGUUUAAGAGUUUAUACAAGACUAAUUUAUUCACAAAAAUGAUAUAACGAAAUUUACACAAACUUAUUGUCACGAGAAAAUUCUGUCAACUAAAUUAUUUCGGUGAUCUACAAAUAGAUGGCGCUAUUGGACUACUCUUUUAAUGAUUGAAACAGCAAUAAUAACAACUUUUUUAAGUUUUUAUUUUAAUCAAUGUUUUAUUCAAUAUUUCAAUAAGGAAAAUAAUUGUUCUCACAACACAACAACAAUGUUCUCACGUUGACAUUAGAUAUAUCAGUGGUACAAUAGAAUCUAACAAAAGAAAUGUUAAUUUCAAAAUAUUAUCAUCACAUACUCCUUAUUUGCUCUCUCCAUUUUCGCAGUGUAGAGAUUUGAACAUCCGGGUAUACAUUGUUACAUAUUUCACCAUAUCGUAGUCGUUUUGGUAUUAUAAUUGAAUCGGUUAAUUAAGAAUCUGAACAAGUCACAAUAUCCUCAGUUUUCAGUAGACAAAAACAAUUAGUUUAAAAAAAUAUUUAUUGGAAAAUAUUUUUUUACUAUUUGUGUAGAAUUUGAUCGGAAUACUUAAUAACCAACUUUUUUGGAUUAAUAAUGACUUGUUUGCUUUAAAUUACACUAAAACCCCUCUAAUCCGAAUCCUGUUAAUACGAUUUUUCAGGAAAUUUCGAUCGGUAAUAAAUUAUAUUUGUUUAACUUUUUUUCACGCUCUGAAAAGGCAAGGCUAAUAAUCGGGACCUCAAUAAAACAUCCCUUUGAACAGAAAUACGAUUCAUUGAGGUUUUACAACAUUGUAUAACACCACUAAUUUUGCGAACGGUUCGUCAUGUCUGUCAAUAUCAAUUGCUUCACAGUAAAAAACCAAUUUGAUGCUGCGAUGUUGCGCCAUAGUAGACACAGACCUCUGCUCAGCCUAGCUCAGAGCAAGGUCGAAUGCGGCUGCCACGUCGGAAUGCGAUAUAACUUCAUUACCACCGGUGCCGGUUUCCGCUUCUUGGCGGUUGACUUCAGCUGCCUCGUCGGAAAGCUUCGUGAGUGUAGGGAUCUUGCGCCAUCCACUCAUCGAUGUCUGAGUCGUUUGUUUCCCCACAACCGGGAAUUUCUCUCACCAGUUGAAGCAGGGGUCCUCGGUUAGAACUGUCAUCUGGCGAGUCAACAAAGUCAAGGGAAGUCCACAACUUCCUCCAAGACUUUCUAAUGCCUCACUGACCAGUAAGUUACAUCUUUCACUGUCAAUUUCUGGAUUUUUUCAAUUAAUUUUCAAUAGAAUCUCGUUCAAUAAGUGUAAGGGGAAAUUUCUUACGAUAGGCUAAUUUCAUUGCACGAGAACCCCUUAGUCCAUAGGCUGUAUCAGAGCUGUAACAUUGAGUGGGAGGAAUACAGUUUUGACUUCGUCACUUUGUAAUUGUAUGAUGUCUGGGUGAGAUGGUGCUUUGUUAACUUAUUUGGCAAGUCGUUUUCUUUAUUGAAACGUUUAACAUCCUUGACGAACUCGUUGUGAAACGAGAGUUUAAAUAGAGCCAUAUCCAUCCACGCUCGUAUUUGAAUUCGUGUAGUAGACCGGUAGGGAUUGACAGACUCCUAUACGUGAAUUACUCAAAAACGCAAACAAACAGAAGCGACAGAAUUUAGAAAAAAUUCUGGUGGGUGAUUCCGCGUGAGUAGUUAAGGGUUAAAAUAAUAAUAAUAAUAAUAAUAAUAAUAAUAAUAAUAAUAAUAAUAAUAAUAAUAACAAAAGAAAACAUAUUUUCACAAAUUAUUCUUCUCAACUAAAUGCAAAUCUUUGUUGUCUAUAAAUUACAAACGAAUGUUCUGAUAUGUUCUGUUUCUUAACUGAUUUACGGGUCUUACCAUAAGGUAAUGAAAUAAAUUUUCUUCAGUUGACUUGUUCAGUUUUUUUAUUAAACCGAUUUAAUUAUGAAGUUCAUAUUAGUAAUGAAGGAAGCAAUUUCUUGAUUAAUGUUUUAUCGUUAAUAUUCAUAAUUAAGUGAAAUCUUCAGCCUGCGAAUUGUCGAACUGAUGGAAGAAUGUAUUGGCUAGAUUUCUUUAUACACUCCUUACGAUUAAUAAUUUUUAGCCCUUUAUACUUACUCCCAAAAUUUGAGUGGAGCUUAUAGUUUUAAUUUUGCUGAAUACCUACUAUUAUUAAUUUUGUGUGUUAGCAUAAAAUGGAUAAAGUAAUUUUUUGCCCCACGAAUAUACCCGCCGACACUGUAUACUUAUACAGGGUUCAAUGUGAAUAAAAUUGUCCCGUGCAAAACGCCAUGAACCCAAACUAUUUGUUACUUGUAAAUGCUUAUAGUCCGGGAUGAUGGUGCAUUAACCCUCAGAGCACAGAACAGGGAUUUUAAGCACAGAUUUAUAUCUUUCAGGUUAAAUUUUUAUACAGCGUUAAAUUUUACUAAUAGCAGGCCUUUUAUGCUAAAAUGAACGUAGCCUCAGUUUUUACAAAUUUGGAAUAAUUGGCUUUACUUAUUUUGCUGGGACACUUCUGUUUAAGGGCAAGAAAUUAAUAAAAAAAUGUGAUAAUGGGUGUUAAUUUAGUGUUUGCUUAUUUCUUGCAUUUAAGUAUAUAUAAGUUAGAUUGUAAAUUUUGUUGUGGAAGAAUGUUAAGCGAAUUUGUCUUCCAGUGACACAAAAAAAUAAUAAAAUUUCUAAAAAACCAAAAAAAUUUGAUCAUUUAAAAAUUUUACGUAACAAUCCUACAGAGAAUCGAUUGAUCAACUGAUAUUCUUUGUUGGGUUGAUUACUGAAAAAAAAACAGUUCUGUUCCUAUGCCAAAUUAUAUUUUUUCUAGAGUUAUAGCGAAAAAAUGUGUAUCAUUUAGAUUUCAUAUCUUUAUGUAAAUAAUAUGAUGUAAGUAAGA